AACUCCAAAGCAACUUCAGGCUGCGCCGAGGAGACACCACCGCGGGAACACCAAACGCACUCUGUCACAUUCAACCAAAGUCCCAACAAGAAGCGUUAAACUAAGACAUUAAAGAUGCCGAACACAGCGAAGGACCUGGCCGACGACGCUCCGUGGAAGAAGAUCCAGCAAAACACCUUCACCCGCUGGUGUAACGAGCACCUGAAGUGCGUCAACAAGCGGAUCGCAGACCUGCAGCUGGACCUGGGCGACGGCCUGAGGCUCAUCACCCUGCUGGAGGUGCUGAGCCAGAAGAAGAUGUACAAAAAGUACCACCCGAGGCCCAACUUCGGGCAGAUGAAGCUGGAGAACGUGUCGGUGGCUCUGGAGUUCCUGGAGAAGGAGAACAUAAAGCUGGUCUCCAUCGACUCGAAAGCCAUCGUUGAUGGGAACCUGAAGCUGAUCCUGGGUCUGAUCUGGACUCUUAUUCUGCACUACUCCAUCUCCAUGCCAGUCUGGGAGGGUGAAGAUGGAGAUGAGGUCGAGUCAAAGACACCUAAGCAGCGUCUGCUGGGCUGGAUCCAAAACAAAGUCCCUGAUCUGCCAAUCACCAACUUCAGCCAGGACUGGCAGGAUGGCAAGGCACUGGGAGCACUGGUAGACAGCUGUGCACCAGGCCUGUGUCCAGACUGGGAGACCUGGGAUGCAGACAAAAAAGUGGAGAAUGCCACUGAAGCCAUGACGCUGGCUGAUGACUGGCUGGGCAUCCCGCAGGUUAUGGCUCCAGAGGAGAUCAUUAAUCCCAAAGCGGACGAACAGUCGGUGAUGACCUACCUGUCUCAGUUCCCCAAAGCCAAACUGAAGCCAGGAGCUCCACUCAAACCCAAACUCAACCCCAAGAAGGCCCGAGCAUACGGACCAGGUAUUGAACCAACGGGGAACAGGGUGCUGCGUCCUGCUGUGUUCACAGUGGACACGUUCAGUGCAGGUCAGGGUCAGGUGACCGUCUACCUGGAUCAUCCGGACGGCACCAGAGAGGAGUUGAAGGUGGAGCCUAAUGAGGGCAAGAAGACGUACAGUGUCACAUAUGUUCCUCAAGUCAUGGGACCUCACAAGGUGACGGUCUUGUUUGCAGGCCAGCAGAUUCCCAAAAGUCCAUUUGAGGUGAAUGUGGACAAGGCACUGGGCGACGCCUCCAAGGUCACAGUCAAAGGCCCGGGAAUUGAACCUGUGGGCAACGUUGCCAACAAGCCCACCUACUUUGACAUCUUCACUGCAGGAGCUGGUACAGGAGAUGUGACGGCCAUGAUCAAAGACCCUCAGGGCCGCCAGAACACUGUGGAGGUGAUGAUGGAGGAUAAGGGUGACAGCAUGUAUCGCUGCACCUACAAGCCCACCCAGGCCGGCCCGCACACUGUCAGUGUCCUUUUUGGAGGGGCGGUGAUCCCCAAGAGCCCCUUCAAAGUGGACGUGGGGCCUGCUUGCAUGCCGGGGGCGUGCAGAGCGACAGGUCGCGGUCUCCAGCCGUCAGGAAUGAGGGUGAAACAGGUCGGUGACUUCAAGGUGGACACCAAAAACGCUGGCAGUGGAGACCUGAAGGUGGUCAUCAAAGGACCCAAGGGCAUCGAUGAGCUGGUGAAGCAGAUCUCCAGUCAGGAUGGUGUGUUCUCCUACGAGUAUUAUCCCAACAGUCCUGGCAAAUACACCGUGUCCAUCACCUGGGGGGGUCAGCACAUCCCCAAGAGUCCAUUCGAGGUGACGGUGGGUCGGGAGGCGGGGCCUCAGCAGAUCAGGGCCUGGGGUCCCGGCCUGGAGGGAGGUGUUGUGGGUAAACCUGCCACCUUCGUAGUGGAGUCCAUCGGCACUGAUGUUGGAGUGCUGGGUUUUGCCAUCGAGGGACCCUCUCAGGCUAAAAUUGACUGCGAGGACCAGAACGACGGAUCAUGUGAUGUCUGUUACUUGCCAACGGAGCCUGGGGAGUAUGCCGUCCAUGUGACCUGCGAUGAAGAGGACAUUGAACACAGCCCUUUCAUGGCCAUCAUCGUCCCCGACAACAACGCCAGUGACCCAGAAAAGGUUCAGGCUUACGGGCCUGGUCUUGAGAAGACUGGCUGCGUGGUCAGCCAACCUGCAGAAUUCACUGUCAACGCUAAGAAUGCUGGGAGCGGACCUCUGAAAAUCAUGGCUCAGGACGCAGAGGGGCUUCCUGUGGACGUGAAGGUGAGGAGUAAAGGUGAUGGGAUGUACUCCUGCUCCUACACGCCCAACUCCCCUCUCAAACACACCGUGUCUGUCGCCUGGGGAGGAGUCAGCGUCCCCAACAGCCCCUUCAGGGUGAAUGUUGGUAAAGGCAGCCACCCCAGCAAGGUGAAGGUGUUCGGUCCUGGAGUGGAGAGAACUGGACUGAAGGCCAACGAGCCCACGCACUUCACCGUGGACUGUUCAGGAGCUGGAGACGGUGACGUCAGCGUGGGCAUUAAGUGUGAUGCCAACAUGGUCGGUGACAAAGAGGCCGAUGUGGACUUUGACAUUAUCCCCAACGCCAAUGACACAUUCACUGUCAAAUACAUGCCUCCUGCUGCUGGAAGACUCACCGUUAAAGUCCUGUUUACUGACAAGGAAGUUCCACAGAGCCCAUUUCUUGUCAAAGUAGAACCUUCCCACGAUGCAUCAAAGGUCAAAGCAGAGGGUCCAGGACUGGCUUGUACUGGUGUGGAGAGCGGUAAGCCGACUCAUUUCACAGUGUUGACCAAAGGAGCCGGUAAAGCACCGCUGGAUGUCACCUUCUCCUCCCCCGUCAAAGACUUUGACAUCAUCGACAACUACGACUACUCCCAGACUGUCAAAUACACACCUGUACAACAGGGGGAGCAGAAGAUCACAGUGAAGUAUGGAGGAGAUCCCAUCGCCAAGAGCCCCUUCACAGUUGGCAUCGCUGCCCCGCUGGAUCUGAGCAAAGUCAACGUGGACAACCUGGAAGGAAGAGCGGAGGUGAAUCAGGAGCAGCAGUUUAUGGUGAAUACAAAAGGUGCAGGAGGCCAAGGUCACCUGGAGGUGGCAGUGCUGAGCCCCAGCCAGCGGGCGGUGAAGUGCAAAGUGGAGCCUCAGCCCAGUAAAGCAGACGUCAGUACGGUCCGUUUCACCCCCACAGAGGAGGGUGUCCACUCUGUCAGUGUCUCCUACGAUGGACACCCCGUCCCUGGGAGCCCGUUCCCUGUGGACGCACAGCUGCCCCCAGACCCGAGCAAGGUGAAGGCGUUCGGUCCAGGUCUGAAGGGAGGUCUGGUGGGAAACCCUGCAGAGUUCACCAUCGACACAAAGGGCGCCGGCACUGGAGGUCUGGGGCUGACGGUCGAAGGGCCGACUGAGGCCAAGAUUGAGUGUUCGGACAAUGGCGACGGGACCUGCUCCGUCUCCUACCUGCCCACUGAGCCCGGAGACUACCUGGUCAACAUCCUGUUUGAGGAGGUCCACAUCCCGGGCUCGCCGUUCAAAGCCGACAUUCAGCUGCCCUUUGACGCCUCUAAGGUGGUGGCAUCAGGGGCGGGCCUGAAAAGAGCAAAGGUUGGAGAGCCCAGUGUGGUGAAUGUGGACUGUUCCCGGGCUGGACCAGGAACACUCAGCCUGGAGGAUGCACUCGACUCCCCCCCGAUCAGUCCCAGUGGCGCUGCACCAGGCGUUAAAGCUAAGACGGAGGUGGUGGACAACAAAGACGGGACCUACACGGUGACCUACAUCCCUCUGACCUCCGGCAUGUACACUCUGCUGCUGAAGUACGGAGGCAAAGUCGUGCCAGGUUUCCCUGCCAAGGUGACGGUGGAUCCUGCUGUCGACACCUCCAAGGUCAAAGUGUUCGGACCCGGAGUGGAUGGAAAAGCUGUUUACAGAGAAGCCACCACAUCAUUCACGGUGGACGCCAGUCCUUUGACGCGGCGAGGAGGAGACCACAUAAAGGCGGAGGUCAGGAACCCGUCCGGAGCGCUGACAGACUGUGAGAUCACCGACGCAGGCGACGGGACCUACAACGUCGAGUACACUCCUUUUGAGAACGGCGUCCACAACGUCCACGUUCUGUAUGACGACACACCAGUUCCUAAGAGCCCGUUCAAGGUGUCUGUGUCGGAGGGAUGUGACCCCAGCAGGGUGGUGGCUACUGGCCCUGGGCUCCAACAAGCCCUGACUGACAAGCCAAACAACUUCAACAUCAUCACCAGAGGGGCAGGUAUCGGCGGUCUGGGCAUCACGGUGGAGGGUCCAUCAGAGUCAAAGAUGUCUUGCAAAGACAACAAAGAUGGCAGCUGCAGUGUGGAGUAUGUUCCCUUCACCCCUGGCAUGUACGAUGUCAAUAUCACCUACGGAGGAGAGCACAUCCCAGGAAGUCCAUUCAAAGUCCCAGUGAAGGACGUGGUGGACUCCACCAAGGUCAAGGUGACUGGUCCCGGUGUGGGGUCAGGGGUCAGGGCCAACAUCCCACAAUCCUUCACUGUGGACUGCAGGAAGGCCGGUGUGGCCCCGCUGGCUGUGGCCGUCACGGCUCCUAAAGGCAUCGCAGAGCCCGUGGAGGUGACGGACAACGGGGACGGGACUCACCUGGUGUCCUACACUCCAUCUAUGGAGGGACCGUACUCUGUGGCCGUCAAGUACGCAGAAGAGGACGUCCCCCGCAGUCCCUUCAAGUUUCGGGUUCUGCCCACUCAUGAUGCCAGUAAAGUGCGAGCCAGCGGCCCCGGUCUGACCAGUGGCGUCCCUGCCAGCUUCCCUGUUGAGUUCAACAUCGAUGCCAAGGACGCCGGCCAGGGCCAACUGAGCGUGCUCAUCACUGACCAGGAUGGUAAACCUAAGCAGCCCAGUAUCCACGACAACGGUGACGGUACAUACCGGGUGUCUUAUAUCCCCGACCGUACAGGCCGGUACACCAUUGUCAUUAAGUAUGGCGGUGACGACAUCCCUGCCUCGCCUUACAAGGUCCGCGCCACGGCAACUGGAGAUGCCAGCAAAUGCACCGUCACAGGUCCAGGUGUGGGUCCCACUGUGGCUACUGGCGCGGCGCUGGGCCUGGUGGUGAACGCUAAGGGUGCUGGGAAGGGGAAGGUGAGCUGCGUGGUGGUUCAGCCCGACGGCAGCGAGGUGGAGGCCGAAGUAAUGGAGAAUGAGGAUGGCACCUUUGACAUCUUUUACACAGCGCCAGCACCUGGGAACUACGUCAUCUACGUCCGCUUUGGAGGCGAAAACAUCCCACGCAGUCCCUUCAAAGUCAUGGCUACUGAUGAGGUACCCAUGAUGCAAGACAUGCAGCGGAAGGCCGCCCCCGGAGCUGGCUUCCAGCCCUGGGUGACAUCAGAAAACUACAAGCCAAUCAGCAGCAGCGUUAAUGGAAGCGGCUUCAGACCCUUUGACAUGGUGAUACCGUUUUCCUUUAAGAAGGGAGAGGUCACAGGUGAGGUGCACAUGCCUUCAGGUAAAAAAGCUCAGCCGCUGAUCACAGACAACCUGGAUGGGACGGUGACGGUGCAGUACUCACCCACUGAGGCCGGCCUGCACGAGAUGCACAUCAAAUACAACGGCUCACACAUCCCAGAGUCUCCCCUUCAGUUCUACGUGAACCACGCCAGUAGUCCCAAUGUCACAGCUUAUGGUCCUGGUCUGAGCUAUGGCGUCGCUAACAAGACGGCCAUGUUCACCGUCUGCACAGAUGACGCCUCUGAAGGGGGUCUGGACCUGGCCAUCGAGGGUCCGUCCAAAGCAGAGAUCAGCUGUGUGGACAACAAGGACGGGACGUGCAGCGUCAGCUACCUGCCCACUCUGCCUGGAGACUACAACAUCCUGGUCAAAUACAACGAUGACCACAUCGCCGGCAGCCCGUUCACCGCCAGGAUCACUGAGGACAACCAGCGGCGCUCUCAGGUCAAACUGGGCUCAGCAGCAGAUUUCUCUCUGGACAUCAAUGAGACAGACCUGAGCCUGCUGACCGCCAGCAUCAAGGCACCGUCUGGACGCAAUGAGCCCUGCCUGCUGAAGAGGAUGGCCAACAACCACAUUGGUAUCUCCUUCAUUCCGCGGGAGGUUGGUGAACAUCUGGUCAGCAUCCUUAAGAACGGCCGUCACGUCCCCAACAGUCCCAUCCCCAUCAUGGUCGUCCAGUCUGAGAUUGGUGACGCCAGCCAAGUCAAGGUUCACGGUGACGGCCUCGUCCAGGGAACUACUUUCAACAACUCCAGCUUCGUGGUCGACACUCGCGAGGCCGGUUAUGGCGGCCUGGCUCUGGCCAUCGAAGGUCCCAGUAAGGUGGACAUCCAGACGGAGGACAUGGAGGACGGAACAUGUGGAGUCACCUACUGUCCUACUGAACCAGGAAACUACAUUGUCUCGAUCCGCUUUGCAGAGGAACACGUCCCAGGAAGUCCGUUCACGGUGCGGGUGACAGGGGAGGGUCGUAUACGUGAGAGCAUCACACGACGACAGAAGGCGGCAUCUGUUGCCAGCGUGGGGAGUGUCUGUGACCUCAGUGUAAAGAUACCAGCAAUCGACAUGCAGGAAGUCACUGCGGAGGUUAUCUCCCCCUCUGGAGAAAAGCAGCCUGCCGAGCUGGUCGCAGCGGGUAACGACACCUACUGUGUGCGCUUUGUACCCACAGAGAUGGGUGUGCACACUGUGAAUGUGAGGUACAGGGGCCUGCAUGUGCCAGGCAGCCCCUUCAAGUUCACUGUGGGGCCUCUCGGAGAGGGCGGGGCCUCCAAGGUGAGAGCAGGAGGUCCAGGACUAGAGGGAGCGCAGGCAGGAGAGCCAGCUGACUUCAGUAUCUGGACGAGGGAGGCGGGGGCCGGUGGUCUCUCGAUUGCCAUGGAGGGACCCAGCAGGGCGGAGAUCUCCUUCGAGGACCGCAAAGACGGCUCUUGCGGUGUCUCUUAUAUUGCUCAGGAGCCUGGUGAUUAUGAGAUUUCUGUGAAGUUUAACGACCAGCACAUCCCUGACAGUCCCUACCUUGUUCCUGUUGUUGCUCCAGCAAACGAUGCACGCCGCCUCACUGUUGCCGGCCUUCAGGAGUCUGGUCUGAAGGUGAAUCACCCAGCAUCCUUUGCAGUGUGUACAAACGGAGCACAGGGCAAGCUGGAGGCCAAAGUCCACAGCCCCUCUGGAGCUCUGGAGGAGUGUGUCGUCACUGAGCUGGAAAGAGACAAGUACGCUAUCCGGUUCAUCCCCAGGGAGAAUGGUGUACACAACAUCGAUGUCAAGUUUAACGGCUCUCACAUUCCAGGAAGUCCUUUCCAGGUCCGAGUUGGGGAACCAGGACAGACAGGAGAGCCCGGUCUGGUCUCAGCGUAUGGAGCUGGAUUGGAGAGAGGCACAACAGGUAGCCAGUCAGAGUUCAUCAUUAAUAACACUAAGGCGGGCCCCGGCGCCCUGGCUGUGACUAUUGAGGGUCCAUCCAAGGUAAAGAUGGACUGCAAGGAGGUUCCAGAGGGCUACAAGGUGCAGUACACUCCCAUGGCACCUGGAAACUAUAUGAUCAGCAUCAAAUAUGGAGGACCGAACCAUAUUAAUGGUAGUCCAUUCAAGGCCAAAGUCACAGGUCCUCGGCUGGUGAAUGUGACCAACGCCAGUGAGACGUCAACCCUGACUGUGGAUCCAGCAGUAAGAGCAUCCAGCAGCAGUUUUGUCCAAAGCUCCAUGCCCUGGCUGGGUGACUCUGAUGCCAGCAAGGUGCAGAGCCGAGGCCCCGGCCUCAGUAAGGCCUUUGUGGGCCAGAGGAGCAACUUCUCUGUCGACUGCAGCAAAGCUGGUAAGAACAUGCUCCUGGUGGGUGUGCACGGUCCUCAGGUCCCCUGUGAGGAGGUUCUGGUCAAACACUUGGGCAAUCUGCAGUACAAUGUCAGCUAUAUGCUGAGAGAGCGGGGCAACUACAUCCUGGUGGUUAAGUGGGGCGAUGACCACAUCCCGGGCUCCCCCUUCCACGUCACCGUCCCAUGAGACACCAAGAAACCUGCCGUCAUUCCUACUGCACCAUUUUGCAUCCCUGUUAGAGAUGGACACAUAAGUUACACUGUAAAUGAUUGUCCAGUAAAUAAGUUGCAUCUAAAAGUUCUGUGUGUACAUUUUGCUUUCAGAUGUGUUCAGUUCAAAUCACGAGUAAAAAGGAUUUUCAGCCCUGAGAGAACUGAUUCAUUUGUUUUUCAAUUUGCCAAACAGCCCUUAAAAAGGGGGGAAAAAAGUUUCAGAAAAUUAUAACACUAACAAAAAACUGAAAUUUUUAAGGGAAGAGAAAAUCAACACAUCCAUGAAUGGAGACUCUGUACUCUGUUAGUUGGACACACUUUCUGCAGUGAAUCAGGGACGCAAAAUAGUAAAAGAUGCCAUAAUCUGACCUAAAACUGGAGCUGUAAAGAAAACAGGCAGAAUAAUUUGAUUGGGAAAGAGGGAUCUCAGUUGAUUUUUGCUGCCCUGGAAUUGCCAAUUGACAAAUUUUGCACUUGACGAUAGUUUUUAUACUUGACCAGUAAAUUAAUGAUUGCUUGACAUUUAGUUGGUGAGAAUGUCACAACACAACAGCUCGGUGUACCUGCACCUCUGUUUCCAAAACUAAAUUUGGACUGAGGCACCUAUCCAUACUGAGUGUAUAACUUACAGUAGAUGGUGGUCAGCAUGCCCCCAGUUUGAAGAAGCACGCAGGAGUACCACCACGGAAGCUCAGCAAAACAUAUUUUUGCCACCUACAAAAAAACAAAAGUCAGUUUAAGUGUAUGCUAUAUUUACAGUGUUUUCAUUGCUUUACCUUAACAUUAGACAGCCCUUUCAAACGGGGAACUGAAACCGUUAGAUCGCUCUCUUCAAAGCCACCAGACUCCUUUGACCAAAACAGUACUUGCUGCCUUGAUUGGUAGUUUGUUUUUGUUACUGUGUGACUUCUGUAUUUUAAAGGGUUAGUUUGGAUUCACAAAAGUCACACAGUAACACAAAAAAGUGUAACCAAUCACAAGAGUGGUAGACCAACAGCUCCUGUGUUCUGUGAGUUAAAGUAUUUUUCUCAAUGGUGUCUGGUGGCUUUGAAAAGAGGAGAGUUAAAGGUUUUAGUUACUCAUCAGAAAGGGCUGUCGGAAGGAAAGGUAAAGCGGCGACGAUAUUCUCAAUAUAGCAUACACUUGGACAGAUAUUGAAUAUUUUUUUAGGUGGCAUCCAUGGCAAUACAUUGCUAAGCCUCCAUUGUGGCACUCCUGCCUGCAUCUCCAAACUGGGGUCAGACAUCUACAGUAGGUAAUACACUGACUAUGGAUAAGUAUGUCAUAGAACCCCACUUCAGAAAAUCAGAACUAUCGCUUUAACAUCUCAAUUGAAAGAAGAAAACUGGAGCUCUUUGUUUGGUUAAAUUGGCAGUAUGAGGUUUUUUUAAAGUGUGGAUGGGCCGCACUCGCUCCAACAGGAAGUGUCAAACUGUGACUACUGAUGUUUAUUUUUGAUUUCUACGUUCUAGAAUCCCUUGAGUACUAAAUGUUGCCAUAACGAAUCAAUGUCUGUUAAAGCUGCCUUCCCACUACUGUUUCCUGCACUGUACAACAGACUACUUAAUUAUGUGCUAGAGGUUUGGGUUUAUUGCUGUUUCUGUUAUUCCUUCAGCUGUAUUUUUUUUCACACGAACAGAUCUGACUUAACUUUGUGGCUCAGUUCUGAUGUACUUCUCGUCUGCUUGAACAGAGUAGAAAUGACAGUCUUGUAGAUGCUGGAUGACGAGGGUUCAGAUUUGAUGUUGAUAUUAAUCAAAGUCUAUCAUCUUCAGCACCUCUCUACCAGUGUAUGUGUUUGACUGUACUUUGAAAAGUCUUUCACUGAUUAAAACUACAAUAUUGUGAUUAAAAAUCAGAUCUGUCUUUACAUCUUACCUGGAUGUUGUUGCCUAAUCACUGCUUCUUUUGAUACUUAAGGGAGGAGAGGAUUUUUGUAUGGGGGGGAAAAACUUCUCAUUUUGUAUUAGGGAAUGGGUGUUUUCAUGUGAAACUAAACCCUGAGACGAUGUACAUUUGAUAAUUAAACUUAACUGGAAUUAA
Messenger RNA from Epinephelus fuscoguttatus (brown-marbled grouper), 10016 nucleotides. RefSeq names its product filamin-B (gene flnba). The coding region runs from base 115 to 7947 and encodes 2610 amino acids. Gene Ontology annotation, molecular function: actin filament binding. Gene Ontology annotation, biological process: actin cytoskeleton organization. The transcript has 49 exons. Lineage: Eukaryota; Metazoa; Chordata; Actinopteri; Perciformes; Serranidae. The record is from RefSeq and is a predicted model, not a curated record.